UACAGGACUAAUCCCGCCCGCCCGCCAGUCUACAGGACACUAACACCUCCCCUGUAGACGGGACAACUUCCCCUUGACUGGAAUUUGAAGGGGAAUUGGGAAGAGGAAAGAUUUGGGGAGAGGGUCGCGAUGGCAAACUCGGGCUUUCAGCUGCUCGGCUAUUUCCUGGCGCUUGGAGGUUGGGUUGGUAUCAUCUCCACCACAGCGCUACCCCAGUGGAAACAGUCUUCGUACGCGGGCGACGCCAUCAUCACCGCGGUCGGACUGUACGAGGGGCUGUGGAUGUCGUGCGCGUCUCAGAGUACCGGGCAGGUCCAGUGCAAAGUCUACGACACGCUCUUACUGUUGGAGGCCCACAUCCAGGCAUCUCGAGCGCUAAUGAUCGUGUCUGUGGUCCUGGGAUUUAUCGGAAUCAUUGUCAGCGUGGUGGGAAUGAAGUGCACAAAAGUGGGAGACAAUAACCCACUGACCAAGAGCAGGGUUGCUGUCUCUGGAGGGGUCCUCUUUCUCAUGGCCGGACUCUGCACCCUGGUGGCCGUAUCUUGGUAUGCUACAAAUGUUUCAAAUGAGUUCUUUGAUCCUUUGACACCAGUCAAUGCCAGGUACGAGUUUGGGUCGGCUCUGUUUGUGGGGUGGGCAUCUGCGAGCCUCACUGUCCUGGGAGGAUCCUUCCUCUGCUGUUCCUGCCCCAAUGAAGAGAGAAGAAGUCAGGCCCACUACAGAACCUCUCAACUAUCAACAGCCAAAGAGUCAAAUUUAAAGAAAACAAUAUCUGUGAAGGGGGAGCAAUACUUGUAGCAAGUCAGUCCGGUUUCAGAACAAUGUCAUCAAUCUGACUGAAUCCUACACAUCAGCAAAUGUCUAAAUAGAGAAGAAUUUUAAAGCUCUGUGUCUUUACUAAGAAGGAGCUUUGGACAAUAUACAGGACAUAGUCUGGUCUUUGUUGCUGUUGCUUAUCUAUGGUAUGGAAUUAGAACUCGCUUGUAUUCUCUGGUUACAUGUGCAUAAGGAGACUGAAUUUUCAUGUAUACACGUUCACUCUUUGUACUGGAUGCAGGAAAGAAAAUAAAAAGCAAUGAAAUGCAUCUCAAUAUUAUUUUGAUACAGAAAUAAAAAC
Molecule: messenger RNA, 1117 nt
Organism: Leucoraja erinaceus (little skate)
Lineage: Eukaryota; Metazoa; Chordata; Chondrichthyes; Rajiformes; Rajidae
Gene: cldn19
Product: claudin 19
Exons: 5
Coding region: 130-798 (222 amino acids)
Biological process (GO): cell adhesion; bicellular tight junction assembly
Cellular component (GO): bicellular tight junction; plasma membrane
Molecular function (GO): structural molecule activity
Source: RefSeq, a predicted model, not a curated record